GUUUGGCCAGGACACAAACGAGUUAGGCGAGUUACAGUCCAACAUGAGUGGGUUACAUACACCGUAGCUACGGGCUGGGCUCUAACCAGGUGACACAGCCAUCGGUUCUCAUGGGAGAAAACAAGAUCACAUAGAAAGGAAAGACAAGCUCUCCCUUGAGUCGCAACGAGACAGAAACAGAUAAGCCUGCCUCUUUCUUUGGUCUCUCCCUGCUGUCUGCGUACAGGAGUCCAUUUGCAAGCCAACGGUUGAUCAUCCAACCAGGAGACCAAAGGAAGAAUCCUUAGGAAAGAGAGAGAGAGAAAGAGAAGCAAGCGCGAACUGCGGGGAGACAGAGGGAAGAGAGACUCUCAAACGGACUCCGUCUCCAGUCUUGGGCGUAGAGCCCAACAGGGGCCUCAGUCCCACGACCCUGAGAUCGUUGACCUGAGCCAAAACCAGGAGUGGGUGGCUUAAUGGGUGGAGCUGCCCAGGACCCCACUGAGAGUGCAAAAGCUACACUACUCCUGCAAAAUUGAAAAUGCCUGUAAUGUCUGAGCAAUUUUGAAAGGAUUGAUUUAAGUGGACAGGAUGACUGUCUGGCUGGUCUCUCUGAUGAGUAUGGAAAUACUACUUCUGGCAGUGCCUUCCUGGAGUUUCCGCAUUGAACCUGAAGAAGGUAGUCUUGCAGGGGGAACGUGGAUCACAGUCAUUUUUGAUGGUGGGUUUGGCUCUUAUCAAAAGCAAGUUACUUACUUUGGUUUGGAGUCGGAGUUCCUUUAUCCUGCCAAUGGCGCUCAGCUGGAGAUACACCUGGUGAAUGUGGCUGAGCCCGCCCUGCCCAGCAUCCCUUGUGAUGUUUCUCCCGUCUUCUUGGAUUUGCCGGUGGUCAUGUGCAGGACCAGAUCUCUGUUCUCUGAUGCACACGAGGGUCUCUACUACCUGGAGGUGUAUUCUGGGGGACAGGUGGUGGGCAGCCCCAGUCCAGGACCACGAGACAACUGUACGUUCAAGUUUUCCAGGGCACAGACACCCAUUAUUUACCAAGUGACACCACCAAGUGGAGCUCCAGGAAAACUAAUACAUGUGUAUGGAUGGAUUAUCACUGGAAGAUCAGAAACCUUUGAUUUUGAAGCUGAGUACAUUGAGAGCCCAUUGAUCUUGGAAGCUCAAGGAGACAAAUGGGCCACAGCCUGCUCUCUUGUAAACAGGCAGACAGGAAGCCGCUAUCCUCUUCAGGAAGACCAUGGUCUUGGGACUCUGCAGUGCCGUGUAGAAGGCAACUACAUCGGCUCCCAGAAUGUUAGUUUCUCAGUAUUUAACAAAGGAAAGUCCAUAGUACAUAAGAAUGCAUGGAUGAUCAGUGCUAAACUGGAACUUUUCCUGUACCAGACACACUCAGAAAUACUAUCGGUGUUUCCAGACACUGGGAGCCUUGGGGGAAGAACAGACAUCACAAUUACAGGAGACUUCUUCGACAAUCCUGUCCAGGUUACUAUAGCAGGUAUUCCAUGUGAUAUUAGAGACGUGUCUCCCAGGAAGAUUGAGUGCACCACCAGGGCUCCAGGAAAAGGUGCAAGGCUCACUGCCCCUCAGGCAGGGAACCGAGGGCUUCUGUUUGAAGUUGGAGAAGCUGUCGAGGGCUUGGAUCUCACCUCAGGCAUGCCGGGGUACCAGUGGCAGAUUGUCCCGAAUGCCAGUUCACCAUCUGGAUUUUGGUCAAAAGAAGGGCUGCCCUUCAGAGCACGGCUCAGUGGAUUCUUUGUGGCUCCUGAGACAAAUAAUUACACUUUCUGGAUCCAGGCUGACAACCAAGCUUCCCUGUACUUCAGUCAUUCAGAGGACCCAAAGACCAAGGUGAAAGUGGCCUCCAUCAAGGUGGGCAUUGCUGACUGGUUUGACGCUUGGGAGCAGAAUGGGCAUGAGGGAACUUGGCAACGGAAGACCCCCAAGUUGGAGCUGGUUGGUGGCACCAGCUACUACCUGGAAGCAGAGAAUUGUGGGAGAGCCCCCAGCAGGGGAAUGAGAAUUGGCGUCCAGAUCCACAAUACCUGGCUGAAUCCUGAUGUGGUCAGCACUUACCUCCGAGAAAAGCAGCAAAUCCGAAUCCACGCCCAGAGACUUCCGGAAAUCCAGAUGCUGACCGUGUCUGGCAGAGGGAGCUUCGUCCUUACUUGGGACAAUGUCACCAGUCAGCCAAUCCCUGGAAAUGUCACAGCCCAUCAGAUUCAAAGAGUCAUUGAGGAGUUACUUGCCGUCAAAUGCAAAUUGGAACCCCUUUCGGCCAGCAGCCUACUCUGGCUUGGGUUUGAACAAGGUCCAGAAGGUUCCAGCUUUGAGGGGGACCUCACCAGUGGGACAGAGCCCUUCUGCGGGAGGUUCAGCCUCCACCAGCCUCAACACCUUGUCCUAACACCCCCGGCUUCCCAGGAGGGCUACCAGCUAGAUCAGUACACGCACUUGUGCCUCGCCUACAAAGGCCACAAGAAUAACAUCCUGAAGAUGACCAUAUUUUUCACAACUGACUCUCAAAACUUCAUUAAGAAGAACAUCACCUGUGACUGGAGUCUUGUGGGGACCAGUCCCAACAGCUGGCGGUUCACUUGCAUGGACCUCUGGGAGACCUGUGUGCGUGGCUCUGUGGAUCUCGAGCCAGCUCUAGCAAACUCCUCUGUGCUGGUUCACCAGAUCGACCUCUUCCCUCUGUGUCAGGAGACCCGUGGGUUCUAUGUGGAUGAGAUUAUUAUUGCGGACACAAACAUAACAGUUUCUCAAGCAGAUUCCGGAACAGCUCGCCCCGGGGGCAACCUGGUGGAGUCGCUCAGCGUGGUGGGAUCCCCUCCAGUCUACAACGUCAGCUUCUGGUUGGUGGGGUGCGGCCGGGAGCUCCCACUCAUCACCGCAAGCUCUGUGCCCACUGAAGGAGGACAAGAAGGAUCUGGGGUGGUUCAGGUGACAACACAGAGGAUACAGAAGACAAGCCCACCUUUAGGAGGAUACUUCCGCAUCCAACUUCCUACCACAGAGAUUCCUGAUAUCCCCGUGCAUGUAUCAGCUAGUGACCUUCGCAAGCUCUUACGAAACAAUGCUGAUAACUUCACAUCUAGGUACCUCAACGUCAACGACUUCGCUGUGACAGAGGAUCUAAAGUCUUGCUACGAACAUGUGUGGACCCUCUCCUGGUCUACCCAAGUUGGAGAUUUGCCCAAUUUUAUUAGGGUCUCUGAUGCAAACCUGACUGGAGUGGACCCUGCUGCAGCCAUGCGUGUGGUGUAUGAUGGUGGAGUUUUUCUUGGACCCAUAUUUGGAGACAUGUUGGUUACAGCCAACCAACACACUCAGGUGGUUGUGCGUGUGAAUGACAUACCUGCCCAUUGCUCAGGUUCCUGUUCUUUCCAGUACCUCGAAGAGUCAACUCCCCAGGUCCACUCGGUGUGGUAUUCCCUGGAUGGUGACAUCCACCUGCUGGUUUAUAUUUUUGGAACUAGUUUCUCUGGAGACCCCCAGGCUGUGGAGGUUACGGUGAACAAAACGAUCUGCAGAGUUCUCUUCUCGAACGAAACGAACGUGGUCUGUCAGACAGACCUGCUGCCGGUCGGAAUGCAUCGGCUCUCUGUGGUGGUGAGGCCUUCUGGUCGUGCCAUCAACGUCAGUGGAGAAGCCCUCUUCCUAAACGUGGAGCCCAGACUGGUUGCUGUGGAACCUUCCAGAGCUGCAGAGAUUGGAGGUCUCUGGGCCACUGUCCAAGGCUCUGGUUUGGAAGAUGUGAGCCUGGUGUUAUUUGGAUCUCGGUCUUGUGCCAUCGAUAUCACCAGAAGCAAUUCACAAAGAAUUCAAUGCAAAGUUCCACCCAGAGGGAAAGAUGGACCCACUGUGAAUUUGACUGUGAUUACAGGGGACCAUUCUGCAGUUCUUCCCAUGGCAUUCACAUACGAUUCCUCUUUAAAUCCAGUGAUCAUUUCUCUGAGCAGAAACAGGAGCAACAUAGCAGGAGGUGAGACCCUUUCCAUCAGAAUGGCACUUCUGGGGAACUACUCUGAUUUGGAUGUGGAAGUUCAUGUUCAGGACACUCUGGCUCUGGCUCAUGUGCAGGUGCCCCACAGCCUGGAGGUGGUGCUGCCACCGCUGCCCCCUGGCCUCCACAGAAUCUCUGUCUCCAUCAAUGGGGUCAGCAUUCGCUCACGACGGGUUGAUCUUCAUAUCCAGUAUGUCACAGAUGUUUUCAGCAUUGAGCCUUGCUGCGGGUCCCUUCUGGGUGGAACCAUCCUCACCGUCUCAGGAGUAGGGUUCAGCAGGGACCCCGAUCUGGUGUGGGUGCUUGUGGGUAAUCGGACCUGUGACAUCGUGAACUCAACAGACACUGUCAUCUGGUGUGAGACCCCACCUUCAGCUCUGCUGCCCAAAGCAGAUGUUCCCACUGUCCCAGCCCCCGUGGAGGUCUGGGCUGGCAAUGCAUCCUUUGUCCGAGGACCCUUACCCAGCCUGGUGGGGAAGGGCUUUACUUUCAUGUAUGAAGUAGCAAGGACACCAGUGGUCACUGCCGUGCAAGGAGAAAUGACCAAUAACAGCCUGAGGCUCUCCGUGGAAGGAAAUAACCUCCCCAACUCAGUGAUCCUUCUGGGGUUCUUAAACUGUGAUCUGGAGAUGCAGUCUUUAUGGAGCAACAUGAGCCUGUCUGGGUGCUCCUUUCCUCUUCACAGUUUGGAGGCGGGCACCUAUCCUCUCCAAGUACGUCAAAAGCAGAUGGGGUUUGCUAACAUGUCUGCUGUGCCCCAACAAUUUGUGAUGACACCUCGGAUAAUGGCCAUCUUGCCGACACGUGGGUCUGCUUGUGGUGGGACCAUACUCACAGUGAGAGGGCUGGCUCUCAACUCUAGGAAGAGGUCAGUUCAAGUGCACCUUUCGGGUCCAUUUUCUUGUGUGAUUUUGAGCUUGGGGGACCAGACAGUCCUCUGCCAGAUUAGCCAAGUGGAUGCCCCCUUGCCUAAUGCUUCCUUCACCCUGAACAUCACAGUCUUGGUGAAUGGGCUACCCAGUGAGUGUCAGGGCCUUUGCACUCUUUCCUUGCAGGAAGAAACAACUCCCAUCGUGGACUCCUUGACCACUAACAUCAGUGGGUCUCUGACCAUGGUGCUGAUUAGGGGUCAGAAAUUAGACAUCACAACAGAUGAGCCAAUGGUGUUUGUGGACAAUCACCUUCCCUGUGUUGUAACUUUCUUUAAUGCAAGCCAUGUGGCAUGCCGGAUAAGUGACUUGACCCCAGGACUCCACUACGUAUCCAUUUUUCAUACAAGAAUUGGAUAUGCUUAUUUUGGUAAUGUUUCCAGGCACUUCCACAUUUUGCCUGAAGUGUCUCAUUAUUUCCCCAAGAAUUUCAGCAUCCAUGGUGGAAGCCUCUUGUCCAUGGAGGGCACAGCUCUGUGUGGAGAGAACAGCACGCUAGUCUUCAUUGGACAGCAGGCCUGCCUGACAGUGAGCAUCAGCUCCAAGUUCAUCCAGUGCAUUGUUCCUGCAGGAAAUGGCUCUGGGGGCCUGGUCAUCGAGGUAGAUGGACUUUCAUACCGAAUGGGAGUCAUUGGGUACAGCAAUGCCUUCACCCCACAGUUACUCUCUAUUUCUCAGACUGAUGAAAUCUUAACUAUGGUGGUGGCCCAGGUCUCAGGAGCUAAAAAUGUUGACAUUUUUAUUGGGAUGUCACCCUGUGCGGGUGUCUCUGGCAACUACACAGUCCUCCAGUGUGUGGUCCCACCCCUUCCUGCUGGGGAGUACCCAGUAAGAGGGUACGACCGCAUGAGGGGGUGGGCCUCAUCUGACCUGGUCUUCACAUCCACAGCCACUAUUUCGGCAGUGACUGAGAACUUUGGCUGCCUGGGUGGAAGCCUUGUGCAUGUGUUCGGAGGAGGAUUUUCUCCAGGGAACAUCUCAGCUGCUGUGUGUGGCGCUCCCUGCCAGGUCUUGGCUAAUGCUACAGUGUCAGCCUUCAGCUGCUUGGUCCCGCCCCUGGAUGUGUCCUUGGCUUUCCUGUGUGGCCUGAAGCAUGCGGAGGAGAGCUGCGAAGCCUCCAGCAGCACCUAUGUGCAGUGUGAUUUGACAGUCGCUGUGGGGACAGAGACACUGCCCCAGUCAUGGCCCUACCUCUACAUUUGUGAAGAAAGUCCCCAGUGCCUCUUUGCACCAGAUCAUUGGACAGAGUCAGCCUUCCCAUGGUUCUCAGGCCUCUUCCUCAGCCCUAAAGUGGAAAGAGAUGAAGUUCUCAUCUAUAAUAGCUCCUGUAACAUUGCCAUGGAAACUGAGGCAAAGAUGGAGUGUGAGACGCCUAAUCAGCCAAUUACCGCCAAGAUUACUGAGAUACGGAAGAGCCGGGGCCAGAACACUCAGGGCAGCUUUUCCUUUCAUUUCUGCUGGAGGUGGUCGAGAGCUCACAGCUGGUUUCCUGAAAGAGUGCCACAAGAUGGCGACAACGUCACGGUGGAGAACGGCCAUUCCCUGCUGCUUGAUACCAACACAAGCAUCCUCAGCUUCCUGCACGUUAAAGGAGGCAAGCUGAUUUUCAUGGAUCCAGGACCCAUUGAGCUUAGGGCACACUCCAUCCUCAUUUCCGAUGGUGGACAGCUCUGGAUUGGAUCGGAGGAUAAGCCCUUCCAAGGCAAAGCUGAGAUCAAACUCUAUGGGAGUUCCCACUCUACUCCCUUCUUUCCAUAUGGUGUCAAGUUCCUGGCGGUGAGGAAUGGAACUCUUUCCCUGCAUGGUUUGCUUCCAGAAGUAACUAUCACCCAUCUUCGAGCAGCUGCCUCUGCCCGGGACACAGUGUUGGCUCUGGAGGAUGCCGUGGACUGGUGCCCUGGAGAUGAAGCUGUCAUCAUUGGUGGAAUAGGUUUCGAAGGUGCCAAACCCACAGAAGAGAUUGUCAUUGUGGAAGCAGUGCACAAAACAGACCUCCACCUGAGGUCACCCUUGAGAUAUUCUCACAACUUCACAGAGAAUUGGGUGGCUGGAGAACGUCAUAUCUUAAAGGUCACGGUCAUGCUGCUCAGUAGGAGGGUCACCAUACAAGGGAAUCUCACUGCUGAGAGGAUGAAGCACCUCGCUUCAUGCCAGGAGGCCAGUGCUUCAGAAGGGAAUCUGCAGGACUGUUUCUAUUCCAAGAGUGAGAAGAUCUUGGGAUCCAGGGAUCUCGGGGCCAGAGUCAUUGUUCAGUCUUUCGCAGAGGAACCCAGCCGGGUCCAGUUGAAGGGAGUGCAGUUUCGGGCAUUGGGGCAAGCCUUCCGUAAGCAUCUGAGCUCACUGACUCUGGUAGGAGCUAUGAGAGAUUCCUAUGUACAGGGUUGCACAGUGUGGAGCUCCUUCAGUAGAGGCCUUAGCAUGUCAAGGACCUUGGGCCUGAAGGUGGACAGUAAUGUAUUCUACAAUAUUUUAGGACAUGCACUGCUGGUGGGUACAGACAUGGACAUAAAAUACAUGUCUUGGGAAGCGACUCCUGAAAAAACAAUUGACCGGUCAGAACAGGGAAAUAUCAUAAGAAACAAUGUGAUCAUCAGUGUUUCUGGCACCGAGGGACUGUCCAGUCCUGAAACGUUGACACCAUCUGGUAUCUAUAUCCGUAAUCCAACCAACGUUGUAGAGGGAAACAGGGUGUAUGUUGCUGGUUUGGGAUACUUUUUUCAUCUGGUGACCAGCCAAACAUCACAAGCUCCACUUCUCUCCUUUACCCAGAAUAUUGCACAUUCUUGUACAAGGUCUGGUCUCUUUAUUUACCCUCAGUUUCGGCCACUUUGGGAUAAUGGCAGGGGCCCCACCCUGUUCCAGAACUUCACAGUCUGGGGAAGUGCAGGUGGUGCCCAGAUUUUUAGAAGUAGUAAUCUUCACCUGAAAAACUUCCAAGUUUAUUCAUGCAGAGAUUUUGGAAUUGACAUCUUAGAAAGUGAUGCAAAUACUUCAAUUACUGACAGCUUAUUACUUGGCCAUUUUGCCCACAAGGGAAGCCUGUGUAUGUCAGCUGGGAUCAAAACUCCCAAAAGACGGGAACUGGUAAUAUCUAACACAACCUUUGUUAAUUUUGAGCUCACUGACUGCGUGGCCAUCAGGACCUGUGCGGGCUGUUCCCGGGGACAGGGUGGAUUUACUGUGAAGACCAACCAAUUGAAAUUUAUAAACUCUCCAAACUUAGUAGCAUUUCCAUUUCCUCAUGCAGCAAUUUUGGAAGACUUGGAUGGGUCUCUGUCUGGGAAAAACAGAAGUCAUAUUCUUGCUUGUAUGGAAGCCCUUCCAGCUUCUUGUUUAGCCAAUGAAAGCUUCAGUCAGAUUGUUCAUGGCAGCGUCUGUGGGGAAGAUGUUCUCUUUCAUCGAAUGUCUAUUGGUUUAGCUAAUGCUCCAGAUGUUUCUUAUGAUUUAACCAUGACUGACAGCAGAAAUAAGACAACCACUGUCAAUUAUGUACAUGACACACUGUCUAACCUUUAUGGCUGGAUGGCUCUGCUCUUGGAUCAAGAGACUUACUCACUGCAGUUUGACACCCCUUGGAUCAACAGCUCUCUUCAGUACUCAGCAACGUUUGGCAGCUUUAUUCCUGGGAACUACCUCCUGCUGGUGCACACGGUCCUGUGGCCUUACCCUGACAUCCUUAUAAGGUGUGGGAAUCAGGUGGGGCGGUCCCUUCCAUCUCUGCCGUUACCUGGUCGGGACCAAGGUUGUGACUGGUUCUUCAAUACCCAGUUGAGGCAACUCACCUAUCUGGUUUCAGGUGAAGGCCACAUUCAAGUGACUCUCCAGGUGAAGGAAGGUGUGCCUCCAACUAUUUCAGCUUCUACCUCUGCACCUGAGUCAGCUUUUAAAUGGUCCCUUCCUGAAGCAUGGACAGGGAUUGAAGAAGGUUGGGGAGGACACAACCAUACCAUUCCAGGUCCUGGAGAUGAUGUCCUGAUUUUACCCAACAGGACGGUCCUUGUGGAUACAAAUCUCCCAGUCCUCAGAGGCCUUUAUGUGAUGGGGACUUUAGAAUUCCCUGUGGACAGAAGCAAUGUUCUGAGUGUGGCGUGCAUGGUCAUUGCUGGCGGGGAGCUGAAAGUUGGUACUUUGGAAAAUCCCUUAGAAAAAGAACAAAAGCUUCUGAUUCUCCUUAGAGCAUCGGAGGGAGUUUCUUGUGACCGUUUCAAUGGAAUUCUUAUUGAUCCAGGAACAAUUGGAAUAUAUGGGAAAGUCCAGCUUCAUGGGGCUUGUCCUAAGAAAUCCUGGACCCGUCUGGCAGCUGAUAUUGCCUCAGGCAAUGAGAGAAUUAUAGUACAGGACACAGUGGAUUGGCGACCCCAUGACAAAAUCGUCCUUAGCUCCUCUUCUUAUGAACCUCAUGAAGCAGAGGUCCUCACUGUGAAAGAAGCUCAGGCUCACCAUGUUAAGAUCCAUGAACGGCUCAAACACCGGCAUGUUGGAAGCGUCCAUGUCAUGGAGGAUGGCCGAUCCAUUCGUUUGGCUGCAGAGGUUGGACUUUUGACCCGAAAUAUACAAAUACAGUCUGAUAUAUCAUGCAGGGUGAGACUACUUGUGGGGUCCUUCAGAAAGUCCAGCAGUGAGGAAUUUUCAGGUGUCCUUCAACUUUCAAAUGUGGAAAUUCAGAACUUUGGGUCACCUUUGUACUCAGCUGUUGAACUCCUUAAUGCAUCGGCAGGAACCUGGAUAAUAUCAUCCACUCUGCACCAGAGCUGCGGUGGGGGCAUUCGUGUGGCUGCCAGUCAUGGGGUCAUUUUAAAGGACAAUCUGGUGUUUGGUGCAGUUGGCCAUGGCAUUGAUUUGCAGGGUCAGAACUUUACCCUCUCUAAUAAUCUUGUGGUUCUGAUCACACAGUCAGCAUGGUCUACCAUGUGGGUGGCAGGAAUCAAAGUGAACCAGGCAAAGGACAUCAGCCUUGACGGCAAUGUUGUGGCAGGAUCAGAGCGACUCGGCUUUCACAUCCGAGGCCACAGGUGUUCCUCUCCUGAAGCUCGCUGGUCUGACAAUGUGGCCCACUCAAGCCUUCAUGGCCUUCAUCUUUAUAAGGAAAAUGUGUUUGACCACUGUACUGGUAUCUCUGGCUUCCUGGCUUUCAAGAACUUUGACUAUGGUGCUAUGCUCCAUGUGGAGAACAGUGUGGAGAUGGAGAACAUCACUCUGGUGGAUAAUACUAUUGGUCUCUUGGCAGUGGUGUAUGUGUCUUCUGCUCCACAGGGUCACACUGAAAAUGUACAGGUUACACUCAGGAAUUCAGUCAUUGUGGCCACUAGCUCUUCUUUUGACUGUAUUCAGGACAGAGUUAAGCCUCGCUCUGCCAACUUGACAUCAACAGAUCGAGCUCCUUCCAAUCCAAGAGGGGGUCGAGUUGGUAUUUUGUGGCCUGUAUUCACCUCAAAACCAAAUCGCUGGCCUCAGGAACCAUGGCACAGAGUGAGGAAUGGCCAUUCAAUUUCAGGAAUGAUGAAACUUCAAGAUGUCACCUUUUCUAGUUUUGUGAAGAGUUGCUAUAGUGAUGACCUAGAUGUCUGCAUCCUGCCCAGUGUGGAGAACACUGGAAUCAUGCACCCAAUAAUAGCAGAGAGGACCAAGAUGCUAAAGAUCAAAGACAAAAAUAAGUUCUACUUUCCUCCUUUACAAGCUAGGAAAGGUUUAGGAAUGCUGGUCUGCCCUGAAUCAGAUUGUGAUAAUCCAAGAAAAUAUCUCUUUAAGGAUCUGGAUGGGAGAGCCCUGGGUCUGCCACCACCAGUGUCUGUAUUUCCUAAAAUGGAGGCAGAAUGGACUGGAUCCUUCUUCAACACAGGUACAUUUAGAGAAGAACAGAAGUGCACAUACAGAGCCCUGAUACAAGGCUACAUUUGCAAACAGACUGACCAAGUGAUCUUAAUUCUUGACAAUGUUGAUGCCACCUGGGCCAUGAGGAAGUUAUAUCCAGUUGUAUCCAUUACUCGUGAUUUUGUUGACACAUUUAGUGGUGUAAAUUUCAAUACUCCAUGUUCUGCUUCAGGAUCUGUAUCUACUUUCUAUUCCAUUUUACCCACCAGAGAAAUCACCAAGGUUUGCUUUGUGGAACAGCCUCCCCAAGUGUUGCGUUUUUUUCUAUUGGGAAACAAAAGUGCCUCUAAGCUUCUCUUGGCUAUAUUCUACCAUGAAUUCCAGAGCCCCCGUGUUUUCAUAGGGGAAAGUUUCAUUCCACCCAUUCUGGUUCAAUCGACUUCCUCAUUGCUGGAUGAGUCUCUUGGUUCUAACUACUUCAGCAUCUUGGAUAACCUCUUGUAUGUUGUCCUACAAGGACCAGAGCCCAUUGAAAUACGCUCAGGAGUCUCCAUUCAUUUGGCCCUCACUGUGACAUUUUCAGUACUAGAAAAGGGCUGGGAAAUCAUUAUCCUUGAAAGACUAACGGACUUCUUGCAAGUUCGCCAAGACCAGAUCAGAUUUAUUUAUGAGAUGUCUGGCAAUGAAGCAACCUUAAAGGCCAUUGCUGACAAUAAAGCAAAGAGAAAGCGCAAUUGCCCAAUUGUGAGUUGUGCCAGUCAUUACAGAGUUGGUCAACGUAAACCUCUCAUGAUGGAAAUGAGUUCAUACAGUGUCCCACCAACUACUGUGGAAACUGUCUCAAAAGUGAUAGUCAUUGAAAUUGGUGAUCUGCCAACAAUAAAGAGCGCUGGACUGAUUUCAUAUUUAUCAAGUAACAAAUUACAAAAUUUGGCUCACCAGAUUAUCACUGCUCAGCAGACUGGAGUACUAGAGAAUGUUCUGAAUAUGACUGUUGGGGCCUUACUGGUAACUCAGUCAAAGGGAGUCACUGGCUAUGGAAAUACAAGCAGUUCUAAAACUGAGAACUUGAUAUAUAUUCGGCCGUAUGCUCUCUCGGUCCUGGUCCAGCCUUCAGAUGGAGAAGUGGGAAAAGAGCUUCCAGUCCAACCACGGCUCGUUUUUCUGGAUAAGCAGAAUCGGAGAAUAAAGUCCUUGGGCGCCCCCUCAGAGCCUUGGGCCAUUUCUGUUUCCCUGGAAGGGACAUCAGAUUCAGUGUUGAAAGGGUGUACUCAGGCAGAAAGUCAAGAUGGUUAUGUGAGCUUCUCCAACUUGGCGGUUUUGAUCUCUGGGUCAAAUUGGCACUUUCUUUUUACUGUCACUUCCCCUCCAGGAGCCAAUUUUACAGCUCGAUCAAGGUCAUUCACUGUCUUACCUGUGCGUAGGUCAGAGAAGUCAACCAUCAUCUUGGCUGCUUCCCUGUGCUCAGUGGCCUCAUGGCUGGCUCUAUGCUGUCUGGUGUGCUGUUGGUUAAAGAAAAGCAAAAGCAGAAAAAUAAAAAGUGAAGAUAUUUCUGAAUUCCAGACGAACAGCCAGAAGAAUCAUAUCCACAUCUCAUCCAAACACCCAAGAUCACAAGAGACUAAAAAGGAAGACGCCAUGAGAGGAGAAGAUAUAAAGAUGAAGGUCAUUGUGGACAGGCUGAACCAGCUCCCCCACCAGUCCCUGAAUGGAGUGUCUCGAAGGAAGGUGGGCCGUCGAGCUGCCCAAGAGGAGGGUGGGCACCGAGAAGAGGUGGUUGCACCUGCUCCCAGUAUUACUGGCGUCACAUCCCAGGGUCACACCUGUGCUCCAGGUGCUCCUGCUCAGCAGGUGUACCUUCAAGAGACUGGGACCUGGAAGGAGGCCCAAGAGCAAUUGGUCAGAUACCAAAUGGCAGGUCAAGAUCAGAGAUUGCUGCUCUGCCCAGACCUCAGACAAGAAAGGGAGCAGAUGCAGGGGCAGACCCCACUGAGCCAGGAAAGAGGCCACUUGGGGCUUUCUCAAGAGAAGAAAGCCUUUUGUGGUGCUACCCAGGCAUUCUGUCCUCAUUCUGUACACCUGGAAACUAUUCAGAAACAGCUGUGAUGGACACAUGAAAAUUGAUGUGCUCAUGGGCUUUGCUGAGACGUGCAUUAAGGACAAAGAUAUAAAAACAGUUAAGUUUGGAGAAAGCAAUUGUCCAUGGACCAAAGUUACAUUUUUUUUUUUAAACAGUUCUUCCUGUUAGUAGCUGGGUUGAAUUUAAGACUAGAAGACAACUAUUUGGGGAAACUAGAGAUAACCAAGGGCCGAAGCAGAUUAUUAGUGAACUCAUUUUUCAGAGCACUGAUUUUUGGAGAAGAUAAUGUGUAUGCCUGCCUAGUGAAGGAGGGAAGAGAUUAUAUUGAAUGUAGCCCCUCCAGUCUGUGUGUGAGGGGUUCUAAUGAAGACCAGAGUAAAGGGUCAACUGGUAUCGAGUUGGGUAAGGAUGCUAAAGGCAGUUUCACUUAAUUCAAACAUCUGAAGAGUGCUCAUCAGUGUUCAAACUGGACACUUAAAGCAGCCUGAUUGUGUCCUUGGCUCUGAGUCCAAAAGGACUUACACUCCAAGGGAGUAAAACAAAGAUGGCAGAGGCGAGGAGAAUCUCCAGAAACAACUUGUUCUCAGUUUUCCCUAAAUAUAAAUUAGGACUUUCCAAUCUCUGAGAGAUUCAGAGGCUGUCCUAUUUUGAAUUAGAACAGAGAAAAGAAACAAAUGCUUCCUUUGCAGAAUUUUAAAUAAUGAUGCUCUGGAACUAGUCCCAUAUUAGGUUCAGGCAGGAAGUCAUCAUGGCUCAAGGCAUCAAUGGGAAAGUAUGUCUUGCUCUACCAAGAGUUUUUGGGAACAUUCUCAGUCUUUUGUCCACUCUUUAGAUGUAUUAUGGACAUCUCAAACCUUAAAGCCGCCUUGAAAGGAGGGAGGCAACUUUCUCUGUGACACAGUAUUGGAUUCUGAGGAAGAUAAUGAUUAAGUAUCAAAAUUAAUGUUCUCCAAGAAAUUUCAGUCCAGGCUAUCUGUGUUUAAGAAGGGCAUUGAUGAUGGAUGUGAGGGCGAUCUGGCUGCGACAUCUGUCACCCCAUUGAUCGCCAGAGUUGAUUCGGCUUAUCUGGCUGGCUAGGCGGGUGUCCCCUUCCUCCCUCACUGCUCCAUGUGCGUCCCUCCCAAAGCUGCGCGCUCGGUCGAAGAGGACGACCUUCCCGGAUAGAGGAGAGGACCAUUCUUCCGUCAAGGGUAUACGAGUAGCUGCGCUCCCCUGCUAGAACCUCCAAACAAGCUCUCAAGAAGGGCAU
Neogale vison (American mink) is the source of this 14063-nucleotide messenger RNA. It is a transcript of the gene PKHD1, whose product is annotated as PKHD1 ciliary IPT domain containing fibrocystin/polyductin. The record is from RefSeq and is a predicted model, not a curated record. The transcript has 69 exons. Bases 571 to 12840 code for a protein of 4089 amino acids. Lineage: Eukaryota; Metazoa; Chordata; Mammalia; Carnivora; Mustelidae.